AUGAAUAACUCUGUAUCACUCUCGGAUCUUCUAACAGGCGACCCUGGCCUUCCCAAAUCCAAUCCCACGCAGUCAUACUGGCAACGCGAUCCCCAUGCGCUGGCAACGGCAGAAUCGCCCUCUCUUCCUGAACAGACAGACUUCACUGUCAUCGGCUCUGGAAUCACCGGACUAGCGGUUAGUCUGACGCUUCUCGAGAACCAUCCGUCGGCGACGGUCACUGUCCUCGAAGCUCGAACGCUGUGUUCGGGAGCUACUGGGCGAAACGGCGGCCAGAUGGCUGCGAAUGCCGGCGAGGAGUACCUGCAUCUGGCGCGAGUUCAUGGGGCUGAGAUGGCUGGCAAGAUUGUCCAGUUCACCUUUGACAAUCUGGACAAAAUGGAGAGCUUAAUUCAGAAAUAUGCGCCCGACGAUUGUGACUGGCAGAAGGUUGAGAAACUCCGGGUCUUUCUCACGGAGGCUACCUUUGAUGAGUUUCAAGAGAGUGUCGCCAUGAUGGAACGCGAUCACCCGUCUCUGCGGGGGAUUUAUACCGUCUUAAACAAAGAGCAACUGAAGCAACGGUACAACAUUGACGGCGCAGGAGGUUGUCUCCUUCCUGCUGGAACGGUUUGGCCAUACCGAUUAGUGACCAAUGCCUUUGCCAGUCUGAUGGAGAAAUAUCCGUCCAGAUUGUCUAUCGAAACCAACACACCGGCCACCGCCGUCUCGUAUGACAGUGCUUCGACUAACUACCCAUACAUUGUCCAAACUCCUCGAGGGUCCCUCCAAGCCGCCAAAGUAGCCUACUGCACCAAUGGCUAUACAGGCCACCUUCUCCCCAGUCUGCGGGGUCGGAUGUUUCCUUACAAGGGCACCAUGACUGUGCAAGACCCAGCCGAGUCCAUCCCGAAUCAGGGACGCGAUCUCUCAUGGGGGUUCCAUUAUCCGGCCAAGUUUGACGCGCAGUCCGGACGAUGGGCCGCAGGUCUCUACUAUCUCCUUCAGAACGCAAACAGCGGGUACUUCUACUUUGGUGGCGAGGAUACUCGCAUUGACCUGUGCUUGAGUCCUGACGACAGCUACGCAGGAGAGGCGUCCGUGAUGCAACUGCGGGAGAAGCUACCGCCGUUCUUGGGGUAUGGGAACAGAGGGCCAUGGCCGCUUAUCAGUUCAUGGAGUGGUAUUAUGGGGUUCUCAGCAGAUGGAGUGCCACUCGUGGGCCAGCUUCCCUCGUCGCUUACUGGGAGAGAUGGCACGGGCGAAUAUCUCGCCGCUGCUUUCAAUGGAUACGGAAUGGCGAAUUGCUUGAUGUCAGGGGAGGCAUUGGCGAAGAUCAUGCUGGGUGAAGAGGUGCCGUGGCUGCCAGGAGCUUAUGGGGUGAGUGAUGCAAGACUGAAGGGACUGUUGACAGUCGAGAAUGCGACCAAGCAUUUUCAGUAG
Molecule: messenger RNA, 1422 nt
Organism: Aspergillus terreus NIH2624
Lineage: Eukaryota; Fungi; Ascomycota; Eurotiomycetes; Eurotiales; Aspergillaceae
Product: NAD(P)/FAD-dependent oxidoreductase
Exons: 2
Coding region: 1-1422 (473 amino acids)
Cellular component (GO): cytoplasm
Molecular function (GO): oxidoreductase activity
Source: RefSeq, a predicted model, not a curated record